AUGGCGGCUGGACAUAGAGCUAUCGUUAGAGAUCGUAUGUUUCUGAGGCAAGUGCCACGUCCUCGUGUUUUUCGCGAUAGGAGUAACCCUCUGGAGGACCUAAGGGAAGAGGAGAUAUUUGCUCGUUAUCGUUUCCGGCCGGAUACGAUCUACUUCAUUGUUGAUUUAUGCCAGGCAGCUGCCCGGGACACAGGCAGAUGUUUCGCCAUACCUUUGGUGUUGUGCGUUUUAAGCUAUCUGCGAUUUUUGGCCACAGGAGCUUUCCAGUUGACUGUCGGUGACACUGUCAACCUGAGCCAGCCCACAGUUAGCAGAGUUUGCCGCCAGGUUGGACAGGUGCUUUCUGCUCUUGCAGACCGGUAUAUCAGCUUCCCCUCCGGUGAUCGUGUCCGUCAAGUGAAGCAGCAGUUCGGUGCCAUGGCUGGCUUUCCCAACGUUGUCGGGGUAAUUGAUUGCACCCAUGUUUCGAUAAAGAAGCCAUCGGCCAAUCCAGAGGAUUACAUUGGGAGGAAAGGAAUUCCUACAAUAAAUGUGCAGGCUGUAUGUGAUGCCUCAUAUAGGAUUACAUCAGCAGUAGUGAUGUGGCCAGGGAGGACACACGAUGCACGAAUCUGGCGCCAAUGUGCACUCCGAAGGAGGUUUGAAGACGGUGCCGAGAUCCUGACGUCUAUGUACCCAUUAGCUUUUAAUCAUCCUCUGAUGCAUGCUAACCUGCUUGUAACAUAG
This is a messenger RNA of Mya arenaria, 726 nucleotides long. RefSeq names its product putative nuclease HARBI1. Bases 1 to 726 code for a protein of 241 amino acids. The record is from RefSeq and is a predicted model, not a curated record. NCBI's taxonomy places the organism in Eukaryota, Metazoa, Mollusca, Bivalvia, Myida, Myidae. The transcript has 4 exons.